UUUUUAAAAUUUCAGCUAUAGUGAAACUUAUAAAAAUUUAUAGACGUUACUGGCGUUCGUUAUGAUUAUCGUCAUCGCCAUACAUAGUAUUCUCGUAGUAACACGACUGUCUUGUUUACAGUUAUGAGAUAAAGAAUUAUAUUUGUCGGUACGUUUCGAUAGUUAAAUCAUAAAUUGUAUUAACACUGCAUAGUUAGAAAAGCAUUAAAUUUAUCAUAUAAUUCUGGCAACUUUUAUACACUAGUUCAAUUCAAUAGUAAAUAUUAUAUUAACAAUGGAUUUUCGCUAUCAUAAAUAUACAGUGCAAAUUCACACGUACAUACAUAUAUGAGUAGAUAUGAUUUACAAUGAUUUGGCAUGGAAUAUAGUGAAUUUCUUGAAUCAUUGAUAAAACUGCAACACAAUCUUACAUAAUAUCCUAUAGUGCAUUAUUACCACUAAAUAUCUUUUUAAACACAAAUUUCAUGCUAUUGUUCUUUUUACAAUUUCAUCCUAUCAUUUGAGCAGAGUAUCAUUCUAGGCUUUUGUUCUAGUAACAUCAAUUUAUUUAUACAUAAUUCGUAUUUUUAGGAUUACCUCGGCUAUGAAGAGAGACACGCAGAAUAAGUAAACGAUGCCUUGCAUUAACAUUUUCAUUAGAGUACUCUGAAACGGCCAUACUCCGAUGAUGGACAAAAGACGCUUGUUCAAUCGAAAGGCAGGCUGCUCGAAGAAAUUCAUGCCGAUUAUCGUCGCGUUUCUUUCAUUUCUUCGACUCAUAAUUGAAGCUAAGAGACGAAGACAUAGUAUAAUAUACUGUGACGAUGACGAGUAAUAAAAAAUCGAAUGAAACACAAGGAAAAUCGACAAAGAUUUGCUUGUUAAAUUAUUAACAAAUUAGAGGAUUAUCCAAUGAGUGGAGUGUCAACAAAAAUGCUGUCAUUGAAUGCAUACCACCGUUGGUGACAAUCUCUCUCUGCUUGUCGUCGCAUUUGAACCUAAUUUUUAACAUGGAAAAGGUCAAAGAUGUACUUUUAUUCAUUAGAAAUGAUCAUAAUUAUUACAUGAACCGCCCAGAAAAUAAAAUUCUUCAAUUUUAUAACACGCAAGGAAACAAAAUUAUAUUGUAUUAUCUCUCGUACCUUUAUUCAACAGUUUUGGCUUUCUUACUGGUACCAACUAUAUCACUAGUAAUUGAUCUCGUUGUACCUUCGAAUCAUUCCAAAGAGAAAAGCUUACCAGUCGUAGUCGAUUAUGGCGUGAAUACACAACAAUAUUUUUAUUACGUGUUCAUACCUGUAUAUAUAGCAAUAUUCAUAGUAGCUAUGGUAAUAUCUACUAGCUAUAGCGCUUACAUGUUGUACGUCCAACAUGCCUGUGCCUUGUUUGCAGUUGUGAGUUAUCAGUUAAGAACUAUGCACAUUUUGGAUACAAGUAGCUUGAUAAACUUAAAGGAUCAUCAUUUACUGGAGAAGUAUAAAAAUGUUGAAUUAUCACAGGAAGAAAAGGCGAAGAUUUUUAGAAAACUAUUACUGUGUAUAAAAGAACAUAAAAAUGCAAUAAGAUACUCAAAUCUCGUGGAAUCAUUGUUCGCUAAAUAUAUAUUAGCUCAGAUGUUUUUUCACAUUAUCUGUCUUAGCAUUGGUGGAGUUGGAACAGUCUUGAAUUUAGGUAAUACGGACGAAAUGACGCGAUUUGGAUCACUUGCAUUGGCACAAGCUAUACAUAUAUUCAUUCUUUGUCUUCCUGGACAAAGAUUAUUAAAUCAUAGUGAAGAAGUAUAUGUCGCGACAUGCGAGGUAGUAUGGUAUAUGUUUCCUAAAAAGUUUCAUAAUUUAUAUAUGUUAUUAAUCGCAAGGACUAUGAUAUUCAGCAAAAUAACAGCUUUCAAAAUGGCGGUCAUGUCAAUGGAAACGUUUCUCGCGGUAAAAAUUUCUUAUUGUAACUCUUUAGAUAAUCGUAAUAGUAUACGUAAUUUUAUUAUUAUUUAUAUUUUCAGAUUAUUCAAACUACAAUGAGUUACUUCACUAUGUUAUUAUCGACUAUAUAAACUUAAAUGAAAAAUGAAUAUAUCUUAGUUAUAUAUUUAAUACUUACAAUAUAUUUAAUACAGAAACUAUCAAUACAAUAUACUUUGUUUUU
Messenger RNA from Bombus pascuorum, 2121 nucleotides. RefSeq lists its product as uncharacterized. Gene Ontology annotation, molecular function: olfactory receptor activity; odorant binding. The transcript is spliced from 8 exons. The coding region runs from base 990 to 1997 and encodes 335 amino acids. Gene Ontology annotation, biological process: sensory perception of smell; detection of chemical stimulus involved in sensory perception of smell. The record is from RefSeq and is a predicted model, not a curated record. Lineage: Eukaryota; Metazoa; Arthropoda; Insecta; Hymenoptera; Apidae. Gene Ontology annotation, cellular component: plasma membrane.